CCAAUCACAGGCUGCUUUUCACAGAGGUCGCCUAAACGGGCCAAUGAUAUCGACCCGCUUUAGCCGAGGCGGAACUUCCGGUUGGUGGUAUAAACCAACUGAGGCCUCUCCAUGCGGUUGUGAUCUAUCGGGGCAGUCGAAGCUAACACUGAAACGACAAAUACAAUGGCUGAGAAUGACGUUGACAACGAGCUCCUUGAUUAUGAAGAGGAUGAGGAGCCUCAAGGAGCCCCCGAGAGUGCAACCCCAGCAGGCAAGAAGGAGGUGAAAGGUUCCUAUGUUUCCAUCCACAGCUCUGGCUUCAGGGAUUUUCUUCUGAAGCCGGAGCUUCUCCGGGCCAUCAUUGACUGUGGUUUUGAGCAUCCAUCUGAAGUGCAGCAUGAAUGCAUCCCACAAGCUAUCCUGGGCAUGGACAUUCUGUGCCAAGCCAAAUCUGGUAUGGGCAAGACGGCUGUGUUUGUGUUGGCGACCCUGCAACAGAUCGAACCCGUUGACGGACAGGUGUCUGUAUUAGUCAUGUGUCACACACGAGAGCUGGCCUUCCAGAUCAGCAAAGAGUACGAGCGUUUCUCCAAGUACAUGCCCACCAUAAAAGCAGCAGUAUUCUUUGGUGGCCUGCCUAUCAAGAAAGACGAGGACGUCCUGAAGAAGAACUGCCCUCACAUCGUUGUCGGAACUCCCGGCCGUAUCCUCGCCCUGAUCCGGAACAAGACGCUCAGUCUGAAGAAUGUCAAGCAUUUUGUCCUGGAUGAGUGUGACAAAAUGCUGGAGCAGCUAGACAUGAGGCGUGACGUUCAGGACAUCUUCCGGAUCACACCGCAUGAGAAGCAGGUCAUGAUGUUCAGUGCAACACUGAGUAAGGAAAUCCGACCAGUGUGCCGCAAGUUCAUGCAAGAUCCCAUGGAGGUGUUUGUGGAUGACGAGACCAAACUUACACUCCACGGCCUGCAACAGUACUACUGCAAGCUGAAGGACAGCGAGAAAAACCGCAAGCUAUUUGACCUGCUUGAUGUGUUGGAGUUCAAUCAGGUGGUGAUCUUCGUCAAGUCAGUUCAGCGCUGCGUCGCUCUGUCCCAGCUGCUGGUGGAGCAAAAUUUCCCUGCCAUUGCCAUCCACAGGGGAAUGGUUCAGGAGGAAAGGCUGUCUCGCUAUCAGCAAUUCAAAGACUUCCAGCGGCGGAUCCUGGUGGCCACCAACCUUUUUGGCCGAGGGAUGGACAUUGAGCGAGUGAAUAUCGUCUUCAACUACGACAUGCCAGAAGAUUCUGACACCUAUUUGCACAGGGUUGCCCGUGCUGGUAGGUUUGGGACCAAAGGCCUGGCUAUAACCUUUGUGUCAGACGAGACUGAUGCCAAGACUCUGAACGAUGUGCAGGACCGCUUUGAAGUCAAUGUGGCCGAGCUGCCAGAUGAGAUUGACAUCUCAUCUUACAUCGAGCAGUCCAGAUGAGUCCUCCGGCCAAACGGCAGUCUGCUCUUCGUGGAUCUCGUCUUGUAUUUGGAAGUAGACGUACUUCACUGUUGAUUUGGAUGCUCUGCAUUUCCUAUGUUCACCAAACAUUUAUUUUUAUUGUCAGUUUUUAGGGGGGUUUGGUUUUAAUUUGUCUUUGUUUUGCUUAAUGGAAUUAAAACUUUUUAUAAAAUGUCAUUUUACUGUUGUGGUCACUUAUGAGGAUGCGGUCUCUGCUCAGUUUUCAUUGGUUUCAUUUUCAGCAGAGACAGAGCUUCAGGGAAACCUUCAGAGGAACAUGUGAUAGGAGUCUGUGCUUUUUCUUUAUGUCCAAGCAAGAUUUGUAUAGAUGUUGUUUUCCUUCCCAGUACAAAAAAAGUGGCUGUUUGGAUGGUAAUCAAAAAGUUGUGAAGACACAAAUUAGGCUCAAAAGGCAGCUCUUUCUAUGAAUUUUUAACUGAAUAUUCUCCAAUAAAUGAAGUCACCACAUGAA
Messenger RNA from Oreochromis niloticus (Nile tilapia), 1942 nucleotides. RefSeq names its product DEAD (Asp-Glu-Ala-Asp) box polypeptide 39Ab (gene ddx39ab). Gene Ontology annotation, molecular function: nucleic acid binding; RNA helicase activity; ATP binding. NCBI's taxonomy places the organism in Eukaryota, Metazoa, Chordata, Actinopteri, Cichliformes, Cichlidae. Bases 166 to 1449 code for a protein of 427 amino acids. The transcript has 10 exons. The record is from RefSeq and is a predicted model, not a curated record.